Protobothrops mucrosquamatus (brown spotted pit viper) is the source of this 2013-nucleotide messenger RNA. It is a transcript of the gene SLC16A2, whose product is annotated as solute carrier family 16 member 2. The annotation marks the transcript as partial. The record is from RefSeq and is a predicted model, not a curated record. The transcript is spliced from 6 exons. Gene Ontology annotation, molecular function: monocarboxylic acid transmembrane transporter activity; thyroid hormone transmembrane transporter activity. NCBI's taxonomy places the organism in Eukaryota, Metazoa, Chordata, Lepidosauria, Squamata, Viperidae. Gene Ontology annotation, biological process: transmembrane transport.
GGUGGCUUCGGCUGGGUGGUGGUGCUGGCCGCCACCUGGUGCCACGGCUCCAUCUUCGGCAUCCACAACUCCUUCGGGAUGCUCUACGUCCUGCUGCAGGACGAGGUCGGCGGCACCGAGAAGGAUCCCACGCUGGAGUUCCGCACAGCCUUGGUUGGAUCCAUCGGCAUGGGGAUGGUUUUCUUUUGCUCUCCUAUCGUCAGCAUCUUCACCGACCGGAUCGGAUGCCGGACCACCGCUGCCUCAGGAGCUGCCAUAGCUUUCAUUGGCCUCCUCUCCAGUUCCUUCACCAAGUCCCUGGAGGUCCGCUACUUCACCUACGGAAUCCUCUUCGGUUGCGGCAGCUCCUUCGCCUUCCACCCCUCCCUGGUCAUCCUGGGCCACUACUUCAAGCGACGACUCGGUUUGGCCAACGGACUGGUGACGACCGGCAGCUGCCUCUUCUCCGUGGGUCUCCCGUUCCUCCUGAAAAUUGUGGGGAAGAGCCUUGGCCUCGCUCGCACCUUCCAGAUGCUGAGCGCCUUCAUGCUGGUCCAGAUCUUCUUGUCCCUGACCUUCCGCCCGAUAUUGCCCUGCGCCUCGAGUCCUCGAGAGAGGGAAGUCAAACUAGACAGCCGGAGCUGGAUGCAGCAAUGCAUGUCACAGAUGCGGAAAUAUUUCAACUUGCGGGUCUUCAGAAGGAAGACGUACCGAGUGUGGGCCUUUGGAAUAGCUACUGCCAUCCUGGGAUACUUUGUCCCUUACCUGCAUCUGGUGAAGUUCGUAGAAGUGGAAUUCCAAGAAAAGGAAAAAUCCUGGAUUGUGCUUGUCUGCAUAGGAGCCAUGUCGGGAGUCGGGCGCCUGGCCUCCGGACCCAUUGGUGAUCUCAUCCCCGGAUUGAAGAAGAUUUAUUUGCAGGUUGCAUCCUUCAUCACCUUGGGUGUCAUGUGCAUGAUGUUGCUACAGUGCCAAGCGUUUUGGGGGGUGAUCAUCGUCUGCCUCUUCCUUGGACUUUGUGAUGGACUCUUCAUCACCAUUAUGGCCCCCAUUGCCUUUGAGCUGGUUGGGCCUAUGGAGGCUUCUCAAGCCAUUGGCUAUCUCCUGGGACUCAUGGCCAUUCCCAUGUCAGCUGGCCCACCAAUUGCAGGACUCCUUCAUGACUAUUUUGGGAAUUACCAGCUUGCCUUCUACUUUGCUGGUGUUCCUCCAAUAAUUGGAGGCCUCAUUCUCGCGUUUGUUCCCUUCAUCCAUCAGAGUCAGCUCAAGAAGAAACGAGUGGAUUCGGGGAAAGACAAGAUGUUGGGUUCAGAGAUGGUCCCAAAUGGAGGGCUCCUCCCAGGUGCUCCAACCACCGAGGGAGCUGUGGUGUAAACUUGUCUCGGUUACCCAUCUGUCACCAGCAGGGUUUUCUGAUCCCCGCCUGAGCCGAGAUCUUUGGAAAGGAGAACUUAACCUCUUCUGUGAUAUCAGAAGAUCUCUCUGUCGGUAAACUAAAGUCAAUCCUGAUCAAACUCUUGGCUUUCAAGUUGAAUUUGAAUUUCCUUUGCCUCUUUCUUUCCUACUGAACAUUUUCAUUGUUCCCUCAUUUAUGUCCCGGCUGUGAUUUUCCCCCCCCCCCGGGUAAUACAUUAGUGGAUUAUGCAUAGAUGAUUGUGAUAACAUUUUAAUAGAUUGCGUUGGACCACUUCCUCUCUCCUUUCCCCCAAAGUACCGUUGAUUCUGUAGCCAUACUUAGUUAUUUUGCUGACAAGGAGUUUAAAUUCACUGGAAACUCCAUCCGGAGCGAGUUGUGAAGCUGCCAAAUUCUCAGAAGUAGAUUAGUCUCUACUCACGGAGACAGAAGGACAAGAGCUGAACGGGUGAAUUCUGAAUUCUCUUCUGAAAAGUUUUCUUUUCAACUAGCAAGUUCAACCUUUUUCUCCUGUCUCCCUAAAAUCUGUCCCUGAUAUUAAGGGUUUUUUUUUCUUUCAGUUCCAUUGGGUUGUGAAUUCUUUGUUUGAUUUCUUUUGCAUAUUAAAUGUAUCUCAAAAGGAA